This is a messenger RNA of Capsicum annuum, 987 nucleotides long. RefSeq lists its product as uncharacterized. The coding region runs from base 178 to 822 and encodes 214 amino acids. The transcript has 5 exons. The record is from RefSeq and is a predicted model, not a curated record. Gene Ontology annotation, cellular component: ESCRT I complex. Gene Ontology annotation, molecular function: ubiquitin binding. Gene Ontology annotation, biological process: ubiquitin-dependent protein catabolic process via the multivesicular body sorting pathway. NCBI's taxonomy places the organism in Eukaryota, Viridiplantae, Streptophyta, Magnoliopsida, Solanales, Solanaceae.
AAAGAAGCCCACUCUUGUAGAUUGCGACAAAGCCCAAAUGAGAAUGAGCUAGACACAGGCCGGCCUACCAAACCUCCCAGGUCCAAAUAGAUUCCUCUACAAUCUCCUUCAUUUUUCAUUUUCCUUCUCUCUUCCAAUCUCCAAAAUUCUUCUGUUGUUUGUUCGUUGUGAUCAUUGAUGAGCAUGGAAUCCGGAGCUGGACUUCCUUACGACAGACAAUUCCCCAUGUACGGCAGGCCAUCAACCGCCGCUCCACAGCCACAGCCUCAUCCCAUGUACGGACAAUCUACGGGACUCUAUCCUAGACCUGGUCAACACUCCGCACCCCGCAACCCUCCUUUUCAUCACUCGCCUUCUUCCUCUUCAAACACUGGAAUUGGCAUCAGAGUUGUUAUAAAGCCCGAAUAUCGGAUUACACCUCCGCCUCAAUUGACAACACAAGUGGGAGACAUUCCCCGAAGCACAUUCAACUUUGAUUUUGAACUUGAGAAACAGAUUCUGGCCGAAGCAGAAAAGGAAAGACCGAACUGGAGCAGGCUGGGGCUGGAACAUCCUCCAUCUAGAAAGCCUGAACAAACUAACAUGGGAUACACCGGAGAUCCUAUUAUGAACAAAUACGCAACAUCUGGUUUCAAUAGAGAGGCUGUGGCCCUAGCAAUUGCAAAUUAUGGAGAUAAUCCGGUCAAGGUCAAGGAAUUUGCGGAGGGAUAUACUCUCUUGAAAGAGAUGGGAUUCUCAUCAAACAGCGUUGCAGAUGCCUUACUGAUGAAUGACAAUGAUAAAGACAAGGCCGCCGCUCAGUUGCUUGGCAAUUCAUUAUAAUUUACUGCGCAUGUAAUGAGGGUAUCAGUACAUUAUAAUGUCAUUGUAAAUGUAAUGUUGAGCCAUUUACGUGUGUGCAGAUAAGAUAUUUUCUGAUUAGUCCUAUUAAUAACUUUUAAAUGAGUAACAUUUUGCAAAAAGGGCUCAGUGAUCAUUCAUCUUCCA